CAGCCACAAUAGAAAAAUUAAACACUUUUACGGACAAUGCACACCGUGUCGUUGUAGUCAAUUUGGUAUGAAGAGCUUUUAUGAAUAUUUAUUUAUAAUAAUUUUUUUAACGAAAAUACCACCUGCUUCAGUCACUUAGAUUUACUUAGUUAGAUGGUCAUUGAGCUAACAUGUGAGCAGUUGUUCUGUAGGCUUGACAGGUACACCUCACAUAACAAUUCAGUUCAACUUCAAUUAAAGAGACACGAUUAGAACAUAUUCACUUUAAUUACAUUCAUUGUUUACAUUUACAGCUUUUGAAAACAGGGUUAAAUUUAGUAUGUCCUCUGUCAGCCACUGUCAGCACUACGAGCUCCAGUAGACUUCAUCAGGACAGCAGAUUCAGUACAAAAUGUCUGCGUGCAAAAGGCUGCUUUACUUUGUGAAGCACCGAAGCUUAUGGACGCAUGUUCGGAGAAAUGUCACAACAUGGUCUCCCGUCGGAGCCGCCUUCAACGCCAAACAUCAGAAAAGAGUGAACCUGUUCGAGAAAAACGUGGGUUUGUUUGGGGUGCCAGAGCUGAGCUGUCCUGCAGGCUUCCAGGCAGCCACAGCAACAGCUCUGAAGAACACAGAGCGUCUGGUGGAGAGAGCUUGCUCUUGUUCUCCAGGAGUUGAGACAGUGGAGUCUUUUGACCAGCUCUCAGAUGGUUUGUGUAAAGUGGCUGAUCUGGCAGACUUUGUUAAAGUAGCACAUCCAGAUCCAGCGUUUCGCGAGGCUGCAGAGAAGGCCUGCAUGGAGAUAGGCACAGUUGUGGAGAAGUUGAACACCAAUGUUGAGCUAUGCCAGAGCCUUAAAAUAUUGCUGGAAAACCCGGACAUUGUGGCUCAGCUGGACCCUGAUUCGAGACGAGUGGCAGAGCUGUUCAUGUUCGACUUUGAGAUCAGUGGAAUUCAUCUGGAUGACAAACUGAGGAAAGAGGCAGUGGCCCUUCACGUAAAGCUGUUGGAUCUAAACAACGAGUUUCUGGUCGGCUCUCACCUGCCGAACAGAAUCGCGAGGUCGGCAAUUCCUGAACAUCUACACCUGCACUUUGCAGAUGAAGGAAGCUUCAUCCAAGUUGGGGGAUUACAUGCAGAUUCCCCAGAUGACUUGGUGAGAGAAAUUGCCUACAUGAUUUACCUUUAUCCAAAUGCAGAUUUGAUGGAUUGUCUGGAAGAGCUGCUGAAAUGCAGAUACAAACUGGCCAAACUGGUGGGCUACGAAUCCUACGGACACAGAGCCCUAAAGGGAACGAUGGCCAAGACACCAGAGACGGUGAUGAGCUUCCUUCAGUUGUUGACAGACAAGCUGUCAGACAGAACAGCCAAAGACUUCAAGAUGAUGAGGAACAUGAAGAAAAAACUCAACCCUCGAAAUGCUGAGCUCAUGCCAUGGGAUCAUCCGUACCUCAGCGGUGUCUUGCGUGCUGAAAGGUACAACAUAGAGCCCAGUCUGUACAGUCCAUAUUUGUCUCUGGGCGCCUGUAUGGAGGGUUUGAACAACCUCUUCUCUCAGCUGUACGGCGUGUCCCUGAUGUCUGAGCACCCUAAUGCUGGAGAGGUCUGGAGCGAGGAUGUCCGCAAACUGGCUGUGGUGCAUGAGACGGAGGGAUUAAUGGGAUACAUCUACUGUGACUUUUUUCACCGGCAGGAUAAACCUCAUCAGGACUGUCACUUCACCAUCCGUGGUGGCCGCCAUUGCCAGGAAACGGAUCAGUACCAGCUCCCAGUUGUGGUGCUGAUGUUGAGUCUGCCCCAACCGACCAAGAGCGCCCCCACCCUGCUCACCCCCGGCAUGAUGGAGAACCUCUUCCACGAGAUGGGACACGCCAUGCACUCCAUGCUGGGACGCACUCGCUACCAGCACGUGACAGGAACCAGAUGUGCGACUGACUUCGCUGAAGUCCCGUCCAUCCUCAUGGAGUACUUUGCCACUGACUAUAGAGUCAUCAGCCAGUUUGCACGCCAUUAUGAAACCGGACAGGCUCUCCCUCAGAGCAUGGUUGCUCGCCUGUGUGAGUCAAAGAAGGUGUGCGGAGCCGCAGACACCCAGCUGCAGAUUUUCUAUGCUGUCUUGGACCAGAUCUACCACAGUCAACCUCAGAACCGCUCCACCACAGAAAUCCUGAAGGAGAUGCAGCAGAAAUUCUACGGCUUGCCUUAUACGCCCAAUACGGCGUGGCAGCUGAGAUUCAGCCACCUGAUUGGCUACGGGGCCAAGUACUACUCCUACCUCAUGUCCCGCGCAGUGGCCUCAAUGGUGUGGAAACAGUGCUUCAUUCAGGAUCCUUUAAACAGGGACAUGGGUGAGCGUUACCGUCGGCAGAUGCUGGCCCAUGGAGGAGCCAAGGAGCCCAUGCAGAUGGUGGAAGGGAUGCUGCAGAGACAGCCCACCAUGGAGGACUUUGUGGAUGCACUGGUGUCUGAGCUCAACCCCAACUUUGAAACCUUCAUCAUGGACUCUCAAAGCUGAAAGAUGCCUCUGGCGCCAUGGAAACGGACUUGAACCUUUACAAGGCAAAGGCAUGAUACACUAAUGAUGCACACAGACGCCGGGCCAAGAGGUGAAAGAUGUGGCAGCAGGGUGCACGUGCAUUCUUACUAAUCAUCUUUACUCUGUCUGUAAAUUAAUCAACAUUUUAUAUAUUGCUGGUCUCGCUUGAAGUCACAUUGACUUGUUUUGAUAUAUUUCUGUUAAUUCUGCUGUCAAUAUGAGAUAAUGUGGUAAGAAUUUAAACCCUCAAGAAAUUCUGAUCAUCUUUGAAUAUUAUUGUAGAUUAUUAUGAACUGUGUCCCAAUCACAGACACUUUCCCAAUGCUCUGGACUCCCUUGUGUCUCCCUUAAUGUUUUUUCAACAGAUUCAACAGUAACUUGUGCCAGGUCAGAUACUGUUUGGUUAAUAUCAUAAAACAAUCUUGAAUUUGUAAAUAUGUUUUUUUUUCAAUCUUUUAGUAGCACUGAGCGUUGUUAGAAAUGAACAGGAAAAAAAAUGCUCUGUAAUGUAACAAACCAUCAUAAAUUUCUCUAAG
Molecule: messenger RNA, 3051 nt
Organism: Anoplopoma fimbria (sablefish)
Lineage: Eukaryota; Metazoa; Chordata; Actinopteri; Perciformes; Anoplopomatidae
Product: mitochondrial intermediate peptidase-like
Exons: 19
Coding region: 392-2494 (700 amino acids)
Biological process (GO): peptide metabolic process
Cellular component (GO): mitochondrion
Molecular function (GO): metalloendopeptidase activity
Source: RefSeq, a predicted model, not a curated record